AUGGCGCCCAAUAUGUCUCUCUUUUCUGUCCAGGCGAUAAUUAUCCUCGGGACCGAGGACGGAAACCGCAUUUUCGCCAAGUACUUCAAUGCCCCUCAUCCAACCGCAGCUUCACAUGGCCAAUCUGUGUCGCCGUCGACCAAUCCAUACCCGGACGUGAAGGCCCAAAAAGCAUUCGAGAAGGGCCUCCUGGAGAAGACAGCUAAGCAGACAGCCGAUAUCAUAUUAUACGACAAUAGAAUAGUCUUGUACAAGUGCGAGUCGGAUAUUAUGAUGUACGUAGUGGGAGGAAUGGAGGAGAAUGAGAUCAUGCUCUACAAUGUCGUCUUGGCCCUCCGCGACUCACUACACUUGCUAUUCAAGCAAUCUGUCGACAAGCGUACAAUCAUCGAGAACUACGACCUGGUGUCCCUCGCGAUCGAUGAGAUUGUUGACGACGGAAUCAUCCUCGAGACCGAUCCCCUUAUCAUCACGACCCGUGUCAGCAGGGCGCCGGCGCAAGACGUCGCGCAGUUGAAGGGCAUUGAUCUCAGCGAGCAGGGCAUGAAUAACCUGGCACAGUUCGGAAAGGCUAAGCUGGGGGAUUGGUUAAGGCAAGGCCUGUAA
Messenger RNA from Pseudogymnoascus destructans, 606 nucleotides. It is a transcript of the gene RET3, whose product is annotated as Golgi-to-ER vesicle coat component. The transcript is spliced from 3 exons. Bases 1 to 606 code for a protein of 201 amino acids. Gene Ontology annotation, biological process: retrograde vesicle-mediated transport, Golgi to endoplasmic reticulum; intracellular protein transport; intra-Golgi vesicle-mediated transport. NCBI's taxonomy places the organism in Eukaryota, Fungi, Ascomycota, Leotiomycetes, Thelebolales, Thelebolaceae. The record is from RefSeq and is a predicted model, not a curated record. Gene Ontology annotation, cellular component: COPI vesicle coat.